AAAGUUAAAUUGGUAUUGUUUGAAACGAAACGUUUGAGUCGACUUCAAGUGAAAAUAAUAAUGUUUUUGACCAAUUGAACGAGGAUGUUGUGCACUGCAGCCGAGAUUGAGAGGAAGAAGCGGCUGGCCAAGGUGAAACUGCUUCAGAAGCGAACACAACACUCCAGAAACUUGAAUGAUGGACCUGGAAUCACCUCUAACCUUGCUCAAACAAACACUUCUCCUGCAUCUCCAAAAUUUUUCCCAAAAGCAAAGAGUGUUCCAGGCACAAGUUCAUCGUUUGAUAAAUCCCCGAAACCUCGAAAUAACUCUUUUCCAAGUAGUAACAAUAAAUUCAACACCAAACCAUUUAACAAUGAUCAAAGAAUUCAAGCAACUUGCAUUCUACUUACUAGUAACAGAUUUCAAGUGAAACUAUCUGCAUAUUUCAAUGUGGCAAUUGAAGUUAUGAAAACUAUACCCUCAAAAUCUUAUGACCCCAAGACUUGUAAUUGGAAUUUUUCUCUUGAUCAUUAUGAUAUGUUAUUGUCAAAGCUUGACAAGUUAAAUUCACAUUUACAAGUCGUCAAAUUGCCACUGUGGAUACAUAAUUUAAAGAGGAAGCCCAAAGAUGAUUGCUAUGAUUUUAGUAUUAUUGAUGAAGAACUCAGGAAUACAUUGAUGCCUUUCCAGGAAGAGUCACUAUGCUUUGCAAUUGAAAGAAAUGGAAGGUGUUUCAUUGCUGAUGAAAUGGGACUUGGGAAAACAAUUCAGGCAUUAGCAAUUGCAGCUUAUUACAGGCAGGAUUGGCCAAUUCUGAUUGUUACAACUGCUUCAACAAGUUCAAGUUGGGAGGUGACAAUCUGCAAAUAUUUAACAUCCAUCCCAAUUAUGAAUGUUCAAGUCCUUGGCUCUAAAAACGACCAUAUGGAUAAACCCACUGUGAUAAUUACAUCCUACGAUAUGAUGACGAGGCGUACGGAUCAUUUACUCACCCUGAAAUGUGGAAUCUGCAUCUUUGAUGAGUCCCAUUCCCUAAAAAACUUCAAAACGAAAUGCUUCAAGUCAGCCCUAACGCUAGCAAAAUUAGCGAAACGUGUUUUACUUCUAAGUGGUACACCAGCCCUAUCAAAACCCAGUGAGCUCUUUACCCAGCUCCAACUCAUCGACGAAUCUUUCUUUAUUAACUUCAUGGAGUUCAGUAAACGAUACUGUGACGGUAAGGAGUCAACAUUUGGCUGGGACUCAUCCGGACAGAGUAACCUCGAAGAACUGCAAAUUGUACUUGAACAGCGCUUUAUGAUUCGCAGGACGAAAGACACUAUAAGCGCGCUGGAUCUGCCUGAAAAAGUCCAAGAAAUAAUUCAUUUGAAUAUCUCCGAGGCGGAUUUGAACGUCAAGGAAUUGGAAGUAUUGAAGGACACUGACAUGAAGAAAAACGCCAACAAUAUACAGCUGAUUCUGCCAUUCUUUCACAAUACAGCGAAAAUUAAGAUACCAGCUGUGACUGCGUACAUAACUAAACUUCUGCAAGAAGAAACGCGAAAAUUCAUCAUAUUUGGUCAUCAUAUGAUCAUGUUGGAUGCAAUUGAACGCGUUCUGAACGAGAGCUCCAAAGGAUUUAUACGAAUUGACGGCAGGACCACGGACAGAGAGAAACAAGUGAGAUUGUUCCAAACUAGUGAUAGUGUUUCCUGCGCACUUCUGUCAAUCACAGCCGCAAACUCUGGUAUUACACUCACCGCAGCGGAAAUGGUUAUUUUUACUGAGUUGCACUGGACGCCAAGUAUAUUAGCACAAGCAGAAGCAAGAGCUCAUCGAAUAGGUCAGACGAAACCCGUCACCAUUCGAUACCUAAUCGGAUCGAAAACCGUUGAUGAUUACAUCUGGCCGAUGCUGCAGAGCAAACAACGUACACUCAACGAAAUGAAACUCACAACCGACUCAUUCGACAACUUCAAGACAAUGAAAUGUAAAGCGACGCCGCAAAAAUCAACAAUAACGAAUUAUUUCUCCCCGAAAUCGGACGCCAAACGCGUAAAACUCGAAGAUGUGUUUAAUGCAACUGAAGCGAAGAACGAAGUAUUUGCGAUGCCUGUACCUACAAGUUCAAAAGCGGUGGUGCAAAAAUCAGGAUCUGUUUGGCGAUGAUGAACUCGACGACUUUUCUCGAACUAUGCUACACAACAAAUCAAACCUAAACCUAAUCCUGUAAAUCUUGAACAUUCUAAAAUACCUACAAACCCUGAUGAUCUGUUUAAUGACGAUAUGGAUGAUUUGUUUAAAGCGAUUCCUAUUUAAUAUCCUCGUGAGACUGUACGUGGCAUGUACAAAAAUAUUUUUUAUUUAUUGGCAUUAUACAUUACUAUGAAUGUUACAUUUACAUGUUUGAUAAUAUAUUUGCGCUUGCAAUUAAGUACAUUUUAACAA
Messenger RNA from Dalotia coriaria, 2409 nucleotides. RefSeq names its product SWI/SNF-related matrix-associated actin-dependent regulator of chromatin subfamily A-like protein 1 (gene Marcal1). The record is from RefSeq and is a predicted model, not a curated record. Gene Ontology annotation, biological process: replication fork processing; DNA repair. The transcript is spliced from 5 exons. Gene Ontology annotation, molecular function: ATP binding; ATP-dependent chromatin remodeler activity. Bases 85 to 2130 code for a protein of 681 amino acids. Lineage: Eukaryota; Metazoa; Arthropoda; Insecta; Coleoptera; Staphylinidae.